CUUUAGGCCCCUUCAUCGUCGUACCCGCUACUUGAUCCCCUAGUCAAUCAAAAGCUAUCUCGGAUCAGAUAUGGAUCCUGUCGCGCCUCUCUCCCUUCUCGCCGAAUUUCCUUUCCCCGGCCUUGCUAUUAGUGUUCUAAAGCUCUUCGAUGGUUCCAAACACCGACCUCUUAUUGAAUGGGCCGAUGGCCAUAAAGAUACCGUCGAGAAGGCUGCCAAUCUUACCUUCGGUGGCCCGGACCAGGAUGAACCCCCCCCUUACAGAAGCACGAAGGAACAUAACGCUAGAUUUGAGAUUCUGGAAAAACACCGGGGCGCGUACGACGAGCUUAUUCGCAUGCUCCAGCCAAAGCAGAAGCGUAAGGUGAAAGAACUCAUUCGCAAUGCUACAAUCAACGCGCGGUGGUCAAGAGUGUGUGAGCUUGCGGACAUUAUGAAGGAACAGGGUAAGAGAUUGGAGAAAGCGCUGCAUUAUGAUUGGCUCAGAUGGCAGCAGGAGCAGCAUCGAGCUAUCCUUCAAGCACUCCAGACAUCCAGGCAGUUUACGAACGACACAGAACGAAACGCUAUUCCCAUAGAGGAAUAUACUCGGCCCGCAGAUUGGCGGGGAGAAGUGACUGGUCUUUCGAGAGUCCAACGAAGUGAUCGAGGUCCACCAUCAACUUCUCUGGUGCUGCCACCAAUCCCCCAGUACACCAGCCCACAGGAUGCUCAGAUUGAAAGGCUGAACCCAAGAAUUGUCUCCAUAGGGGACAAAUACCACUGGAACACCCAACUAGAACAACCGCCGACGGUUGUAGCCCACCUCCAUAAGAAUGUGCAGCGUCAGACUGGGACAACAGCAACACCUUCGUGGGAAAUAACUCAACCAGAUACUCUCACCAGGGAAGGAGACGAUCCUGGGACCCGAGUCUCACGGAGAAUCGUCAAACGCACUUUGAGUCUUCCUUUACUUAGCGCCUCCCUUAUCCCAGAUCACGCUAUCUCCUCUCGCUCCGCCUCAGAGGCCCUAGAAUCGGCGAGCUCGGCCGCGAAGGAGACAGUUGCGUCAGUCGCAGGAGCCAUAGCUACCACUGCAAACGCAGCCUCAUCUGCCACGUCAAGCUUACCACCGGGUGAUGUUCAGAAAUUCGCCAUAGCUACCGCGGUAUUUGCUGGCGCCGUUGCUGCUAGCAAAGCAUGUGAUAGCUUCACAACGGCGCAAAUUGGAUAUCGCAACGCCAAUAUAGCAAGACAGGUAGCUAACACCGGCAAUCGGAAUGCCGAAAUAGCUUCUCAAACCGCCAUUGCAGCAAGAAUUGCUGCGGAUGCCCAGGAUUUGACCGCAAAAACAGCUGCAGAGAAGUGGGAGUUCGAAAAGCAGAAGAAACUUUCGGGAGCGAAGGAGGAUGUUCAAUCAGCUCCUCGCAACGCGGGACGGUCAGGCGGUGGUGAUGAUGACGACGAAUCAUCUGGGGGUCACGCCUCUGACGACAAAUGUGCACACUCUGCACCCGUUGCUCCAAUGGCAUCGAAGGCCGUGAUGCUAUCCUCGCCUAGGUCGUCACGAGUUCCACGCUUCCAAACUCCUCCUCACCGCGCUAAGAUGCAUCUACCUCGUCAGCGGCAGAUAGUAUCUAUUCGCGCAAAAAAAAAACAGGCCAUGAAGACGACGCGGAAAGGCCAAUUCGACCAAGACAUACCGCUUCUUAACAGAGACAAGGAAAGGGCUUUGGAACUGCGCCUGGCGGGGUUGAGAGCUGUGCAUAGUCCCUUCUCCACUUCACCUCCUCCGUCUCAUCCACCAGUCAACGGCAAAUCAACUCCGAAGCUUACCAAGCGCCUCGGCGAGAAUAUAUCAGCGGGACCAGGUACCGAAACUGCUCCGAGGGCUGAAUCUGCAGCCAACGAGGUCAACAUAGGGAACUUCAAUGAAGUGCACAGUCCAUCUGCAGACGAAGACGGAUACUUCGACAGGGAAGAGAGCGGACACACCAACAUACCUCUUCGUGUGUUACAGAGCCAGUCGCAUGCCGGUGAAGAAAAACAGGAGGUCCUUCCCAUUGACCAUGAAUCUUACUGCAAUGCCUCGCAUAACGAUGGAGCAGAUUCUGAUUCUGUGCAUCUGAUUGGAAAUGAGGCACGAGAAACGAUGGAUGAGAACCUGCCUCUUGGCAGUGAGGAUCCCCCAGCCAACCAUGUGGCUGAUGUUGAGGAGGAUGAGGCGGGACCAGACAGUGUACUUCCGGAUGGGAACCCGAGUGGGGCCAAUGGUGUGCCCGGUAAGGAAGAUUGAGUUAUUUCAUGUUAUACUUCGCCUUGAGAAUGGAAUUCGUACGGAAUGUUACUAUUCUUUCC
Ilyonectria robusta is the source of this 2337-nucleotide messenger RNA. RefSeq lists its product as uncharacterized. NCBI's taxonomy places the organism in Eukaryota, Fungi, Ascomycota, Sordariomycetes, Hypocreales, Nectriaceae. The record is from RefSeq and is a predicted model, not a curated record. The transcript has 2 exons. Bases 71 to 2275 code for a protein of 734 amino acids.